AUGCACUCACAGGCUCAAGCCAACGGCCCCAGUCACAACAUCACGUUCGAGAGCUCGCCGCCGCCCAUCGAGUGGCACCUGUGUAAAGCGGGACAGACGGAUCAGUUUGACCUCAUGACCCUUCACCCCAUCGAGAUCGCCCGACAACUCACGCUGCUGGAGUCCGACUUCUACAGGGCGGUUCAGCCGUCAGAGCUGGUGGGCAGCGUUUGGACUAAAGAAGACAAAGAGAUCAACUCCCUGAACCUGCUGCGAAUGAUCCGCCACACCACCAACCUCACGCUGUGGUUCGAGAAGUGCAUCGUAGAAAUGGAGAACGUGGAGGAGCGCGUGUCCAUCAUAUCGCGCAUCAUCGAGAUCCUGCAGGUCUUUCAGGAGCUCAAUAACUUCAAUGGCGUUCUGGAGGUGGUGAGCGCCAUGAACUCAUCGCCCAUCUACAGACUCGACCACACCUUCGAGCAAAUCCCGAGCAGACAGAGGAAGAUUCUGGAGGAAGCUCAUGAACUCAGUGAAGAUCAUUAUAAGAAAUAUCUGGCUAAACUCAGGUCCAUCAACCCCCCCUGUGUGCCCUUCUUUGGGAUUUAUUUAACGAACAUUCUGAAAACUGAGGAGGGAAAUCCAGACUUCCUGAAGAGACACGGCAAAGAGCUGAUCAACUUCAGCAAACGGCGGAAAGUGGCGGAAAUAACCGGAGAAAUCCAGCAGUACCAGAACCAGCCGUACUGCUUACGUGUGGAAAACGACAUACGGAAGUUCUUUGAGAACCUGAACCCGAUGGAGGACAUGACGGAGAAGGAGUUCGCCGACUAUCUGUUCAACAAAUCUCUGGAGAUCGAGCCGCGUAACGCUCGCACGCUGCCUCGAUUCCCGAAGAAAUACAGCUGUCCUCUGAAGUCUCCGGGGGUUCGCCCGUCCACCGUCCGCCCGGGAACCAUGCGGCACCCGACGCCGCUGCAGACCGAGCCCCGGAAGAUCAGCUACAGCCGCUGCAGAACGAGCCCCGGAAGAUCAGCUACAGCCGCAUCCCAGACAGCGAGACGGAGAGCAGCAUCGCUUCAGCGCCCAACUCUCCCCGCACUCCACUGACACCUCCACCAGCCUCCACCGCAUCCAGCUCCACCGAGAUCUGCAGCGUUCUCUCACACA
Messenger RNA from Sinocyclocheilus rhinocerous, 1146 nucleotides. RefSeq names its product son of sevenless homolog 1-like. The transcript has 7 exons. Gene Ontology annotation, cellular component: plasma membrane. Gene Ontology annotation, biological process: Ras protein signal transduction. The record is from RefSeq and is a predicted model, not a curated record. Bases 1 to 1086 code for a protein of 361 amino acids. Gene Ontology annotation, molecular function: guanyl-nucleotide exchange factor activity. Lineage: Eukaryota; Metazoa; Chordata; Actinopteri; Cypriniformes; Cyprinidae.